Messenger RNA from Trematosphaeria pertusa, 627 nucleotides. RefSeq lists its product as uncharacterized. The transcript is spliced from 2 exons. The coding region runs from base 1 to 627 and encodes 208 amino acids. Lineage: Eukaryota; Fungi; Ascomycota; Dothideomycetes; Pleosporales; Trematosphaeriaceae. The record is from RefSeq and is a predicted model, not a curated record.
AUGGCCGAGGAGACCAAAGCCGAGAAGUUCAGCGUUGCCGAUGUCGAGGGAGCGAAGACAUUCAUGGAAGAGCACAGGGAAUCCGGUGGUGUAUUCGGAAAGCACCGUCUCGAAUAUCAAUCGCGAAACAACACUGGGACUUCGACACGAGUACCGAAGACGAACCUGCAAGUAUCGCCUAUGUCAAAGGCCACAGGGUGGAGGUCUACGCUCAGGACCCCACGUACUGUCCGAGCGGCAAAAGAAAGGCUUUUGAACGAUGGUCUCGCUCGAUUCAAUCACAACGACCAACAGAACGACGAUUUGAAGCUCGUGAAACACGAGGGGAUGCUCGAGCUGGAUCUGGAUGCCGAAACUUUCGUCGUUGCCAUUUGCAAUACAUUUUGCAUCCGGCAGAUCGUCGCAGAGGCUUCGCAGCACUGUGGUGGACCUGCUGGCAUCUUGUGUUACGACAGUGAUUGGAACGACCUGACGAGCGAUGACCCUCCCAGUUUUGCGUUCGAAGAGUAUGCGGGCAGGUGCACGAAGAUUCACCUGAGCGAUUCCGGUCAAUUGGAAAAUGGUGUGAUCUUUAGGGAUCUAGUGCUGCAUCUGAAGCAGAGGGAAACCCCCCCUCCCCCUCGAUAG